Molecule: messenger RNA, 1874 nt
Organism: Papaver somniferum (opium poppy)
Lineage: Eukaryota; Viridiplantae; Streptophyta; Magnoliopsida; Ranunculales; Papaveraceae
Product: cyclin-H1-1-like
Exons: 14
Coding region: 479-1486 (335 amino acids)
Biological process (GO): regulation of cyclin-dependent protein serine/threonine kinase activity; regulation of transcription by RNA polymerase II
Cellular component (GO): transcription factor TFIIK complex; nucleus
Molecular function (GO): cyclin-dependent protein serine/threonine kinase regulator activity
Source: RefSeq, a predicted model, not a curated record
GUGUAUCCUCCACAGGAAACUACUUCUCUUUACCCUGAACUUCUGUUUCUUUCUCCUUGUUUUGAACGACGAGGGACAGUAGCAAUACCAAAAUCGAAAACAAGAGGCAUAUUGGUUGUGGAUUCUUUUGGGAGUUUCAGGUACAGUCGAGAUAUUAACCCCCUCCCCAUCCCAAUUUAAAAACAAUCCGCACUGCUGCCCUAAUUAUCUCUUCUUUAUAAUCCUAGUUUUCAGAACACAUUAGAUAUUGCAUCGUAAUCAAAUUUCUUUGUGGGUAGUUCGGUUAGGAAGACACUGAAUUUUGUAACUUCCUGCUGGGAUUUGGAGUUCCUUUAGGGACGGGUAUUCUACAUUGUUAUAAAGGCGCUCGUUUUAAUUGGGAAAAGUAACAAGAGAGACAUCCAGAAUUCAAAGUUACCACAUUCACUCUCCCUUUCUCUUUCUCUGGAAGGACAAGCUGUGAAAAUCCCAGUUUACAAUGUCAGAUUUUCAGACCUCGACUCAUCGAUCUAAGUGGAUUUUCACCCCGCAUGAUCUGUUGGAAAAAUACCAGGUCAGUAAUCAAAGAGCUGUGAGAACACUACAUCAGUAUGGGUCCACACGUAUGGAAGUAGACAUUGAUGGGUCGUUGUCUUACCCCGAGCCUCAAUUUGACAUAACACAAGCUGAAAAACACUCUUUUCCUAAGCCACUAAGUACUGAAGAAGAGCAACUUAUGCGGGUAUUCUAUGAGCAUAAAAUCCAGGAAGUUUGUGGAGCAUUUGGAUUCCCACAUAAAAUUCAGGCAACAGCCAUCACAUACUUCAAAAGGUUUUAUCUACAAUGGUCUGUUAUGGAGCAUCACCCAAAGCACAUAAUGUUAACAUGUGUAUAUACGUCAUGCAAAGUAGAGGAAAACCAUGUCUCAGCAGAAGAGCUCGGCAAAGGGAUUCAACAGGAUCAUCAAGUGAUUCUCAAUAAUGAGAUGAUAGUUCUUCAGAGUCUAGGAUUCGAUCUUAUUGUGUAUGCACCAUAUCGUUCCAUUGAAGGUUUUAUUGAUGAUAUGGAGGAUUUCUGCCGAGCAAAGGAUGAUACGCUACAAAUAUUGAAGGAUUUACAAGAAAGAGCCAAGUUGGAAGUAGAUAAAACAAUGCUUACGGAUGCACCCCUCCUUUUUCCUCCUGGGCAGUUAGCAUUAGCUGCCUUGCGCAAGGCAAAUGAUGUGCAUACAGUAGUCGAUUUCCCAAGGUACUUGGAAAACAUGUAUUCUCGUCAGCAUUCCAAUCAUAACAUCUCAGAGUUGAUCGAGUGUCUGAACGCUAUAGAUUAUUCGGUGAUGAAACUUAAGAUACCUACGGCGAAGGAUAUGAGGCAUACUGACCGGAAACUCAAAUCCUGUUUGGAUCCAAGCUCACAGGAAGAUAAGAAACGGGAGAAGAAAUCCAAGCACAAGUCACGGAAAAGUUCAAGUACAGCGCAUGGAAUGCCCACUAAUGCGACAUCAUGAAAGAAACUCUUGCUUAUCUUUUGUACAGCGCAUGGGAAUGUCCACUGAUACGGCAUUAUGGAAGGAAUAUCAUUCAUAUGAUUGACUUUGCAUAAUAGGUAUAGGGUCCAAAUUUGGGAGUCCUGAGUGAGAUGCGUACCUAGCAAUUUAAUUGAUCUGCAGGAGUUUACACCCGGUUUUUCUUGUAUCAGCCUGCGUGGUUUUGGGAAGCGCCUUUGACUACGUUAACCACAUGUUGUUUGGGUAUCAUACUGGUGUCUUGUUGUCGUUAACCAUAGCGAAUGCUGCAAAAGUCGCCGUGGUUCAAAUAACAGAUCACGGCGAUUUUACAAGCAUCAAAUUUUUUGGAAAAAAAUUAAAAAGUUGUCAGGGUUGAAAUUGAAGACCA